Stegastes partitus (bicolor damselfish) is the source of this 1386-nucleotide messenger RNA. RefSeq names its product T-box transcription factor 16 (gene tbx16). Gene Ontology annotation, biological process: regulation of transcription by RNA polymerase II; positive regulation of DNA-templated transcription; cell fate specification. Gene Ontology annotation, molecular function: DNA-binding transcription factor activity, RNA polymerase II-specific; RNA polymerase II cis-regulatory region sequence-specific DNA binding. The record is from RefSeq and is a predicted model, not a curated record. The coding region runs from base 1 to 1386 and encodes 461 amino acids. Lineage: Eukaryota; Metazoa; Chordata; Actinopteri; Pomacentridae. The transcript has 9 exons. Gene Ontology annotation, cellular component: chromatin; nucleus.
AUGCAGUCCAUCAGAGACUUAAAGUCCAACUUCAGCGGCCCUCCUCCCUCCUCCAUGGCUGCUGGCCCUGAUGCUUACCUUCAGGGCAACAUCAGGAUGACUCUGGAGGACCCAGAACUCUGGAAGACAUUCCAUGAAAUAGGAACAGAGAUGAUCAUCACUAAACCGGGCCGGAGGAUGUUCCCACACUGUAAAGUCAAUCUAUCCGGCCUUAUUCCAUGUGCCAAAUACAUUUUAUUGGUUGAUAUGGUUCCUGAGGAUGGUUUCAGGUAUAAGUGGAAUAAAGAGAAAUGGGAGGUGGCAGGAAAAGCGGAGCCUCAACCUCCCUGCAGGACUUACCUCCACCCAGACUCUCCAGCUCCGGGGAGCCACUGGAUGAAGCAGUCCGUCUCCUUCCUCAAGCUCAAGCUCACCAACAACACGCUCGACCAGCACGGCCAUAUCAUUUUGCACUCCAUGCAUCGCUACCACCCGCGCUUCCACAUUGUCCAGGCAGACGACCUGUUCAGUGUCCGCUGGAGUGUUUUCCAGACUUUCACCUUCCCUGAAACUUCCUUCACUGCAGUCACUGCCUACCAGAACACCAAGAUCACAAAGUUGAAGAUCGAUCACAACCCGUUUGCAAAAGGUUUCCGGGAUGAAGGCACAAAUAAAAAAAGGCGUGCCAACAAGAACCCAGCAUGUCAUGACAAAAGGUCCAAGAUGUCAGAUAUUUUAAAAAAGGACUCUGAAGAGGACAGUCCACCAGAUUUCUGCCAGUCAUCGUUUGAUGGUUACGACGGAGAGGAAGGAGAGCUGCCCAAAAGGAAAGAUGAUGAGUCCGUCAAAGAGGAGCGUUACUCGCCCUGGGGAGCUGAGAGGGAGCAGAGUGUGAGGACGGACUCUCCUGCAGGGGCAGAUACAAGAGAUAUGUACAGCACCGAGCAGCUGGUUCCUGCUCCAGCUUCCUACCAGCCGUACAGGUUCCACGAGUACGGAAAGUCUCCAUCGCCUUCCUCCAGCGUUGGCAGCAGCAACAGUGGAUCAGGGUCCAGGGUCCCUGACGUUGCCACCGUUCCAGAUCACGACUCAUCAAAGCCUCGCACACAAGAGGUUGGACCUUCCCACUGCACGCCCCAGCACCUCCCCGGGCCUCAGGACUACACCGGGGUGCUCAACAUGACCAUGGCCCAGGCCGGCAAGCCUGGAGUGAUCGGCCACCAUAUCUACAGCCCAUACGGUGCAGAGCAGCCCCUGGGUCAGUGGAGUGGCCCCAGUCCUGCCCAGUACCCCCCUCCCCACCACCUGACCGCCGACUACCCCACGCAGGCCGUGCACCAUGGCUAUCACCAUGGCAACGUGGCCGAGUGGAGCCAGUACCCGCUGUUUUCUUAUUCCUGCUGGUGA